GUAAACAAAAUCCGAGGUGCGCGUACAUGCGUAGAAGUGGUAAUGGAGGAUGGAGCCCUACUCACAGGGGGCUUAGUUAGCAAGCGCUCUUCCUCGUCCAUUGCAAACUACCGUUUUCAUUGAUUCCUGACUAUUUCCAGCGCCCGGUCCGACUUCAGUCAAGGCGAGGCGUGUGUCCGAGCUGUCCUUGAGAUUUGGGAUGGCAUCAGACAUGGGUCCCCAAAACCAUGGCUCCAAGGGGAUCAUGACUUUUUACCCAUCUGUUGAGGAAUUCAAGAACUUCAGCCGCUAUGUUGCGUAUAUCGAGUCUCAAGGGGCACAUAGAGCAGGCCUGGCUAAAAUUGUUCCACCCAAGGAAUGGAAGCCCAGAAGUUCUUAUGAUGACAUCGACGAUCUGGUGAUACCUGCACCUAUUCAGCAAGUGGUGACCGGCCAGUCUGGGCUUUUCACACAAUACAAUAUUCAGAAGAAGUCCAUGACUGUCAGAGAGUUUCGCAAGAUUGCCAACAGUGACAAAUUCUGCAGUCCACACUAUGAUGAUUUUGAGGAGCUGGAAAGAAAAUACUGGAAGAACGUAACGUUUAAUCCUCCCAUAUAUGGGGCAGAUGUUAAUGGAUCACUCUAUGACCAUAAUGUCAAAGAGUGGAACAUUUGCCAUCUGGACACCAUUUUGGAUACUGUUGAACAUGAAAGUGGCAUCACUAUCGAGGGGGUUAAUACCCCCUACUUGUAUUUUGGUAUGUGGAAGACCACCUUUGCAUGGCAUACCGAAGACAUGGACCUCUACAGUAUCAACUACCUACAUUUUGGAGAGCCCAAAUCAUGGUACUGUGUUCCUCCAGAGCAUGGGAAAAGGCUGGAGCGUUUGGCUAAAGGGUUUUUUCCUGGUAGUUCCCAAAACUGUGAGGCCUUUUUGAGGCACAAGAUGACUCUUAUUUCUCCAUCUAUACUGAAAAAAUAUGGCAUUCCAUUUGAGAAGAUUACUCAGGAGGCUGGUGAGUUCAUGGUGACUUUUCCCUACGCCUAUCAUGCUGGUUUCAAUCAUGGCUUCAACUGUGCAGAAUCCACCAAUUUUGCUACAGAGAGGUGGAUAGAGUAUGGCAAACAAGCAGUUUUGUGCUCAUGCCGUAAAGACAUGGUGAAGAUCUCCAUGGACGUGUUUGUCAAGAAAUACCAGCCAGAACGUUAUGAACAGUGGCUGGCAGGGCGCGAUUCGGUACCUAUCAACCACUCCCGGCCCACUCCAGAGGCCAGGGAGUUCCUGGGAGACUCUUUCAAUGACGUCACCAUCAACAGCAACAGUAGCUCAGCAGAGAGCUGUGGGGAGGAUGGAGAGCGGAGGAGCACUACACAGAGGAUAGAGACCAAGAGACAUAGAGUGUGCCUAGAGGUGCCAGAGGACGUAGUUCCCAAAGAUGAUGAUGAACAGUAUGGGAAGCGUCCCAGACUAAGCCUUAUACCACCACGCACCCUGUGUCAAGAUGGCAGGCGAAAUAAAGGCCCUCCGAAGUUGGUUGUCACACCAACCAAGCUGACCUUAAUGGAUCCAUUUAACAGAGGCUUGGCACAAAAUAACCGUGAUGGAGGCCGCCCCCCUCAUUAUACCAAGACUCGGGCACCUGCGAUCUCGUCUCAGUCCCAGGCUAGAAAUGGACAUCUAUCCAUCUCAGUGGCACCCACGUGGUCAGAAGGUGCAGCUCAGCCCGCUCGCAAAAUGGGAGUAGCCAGCCUGCUCUUUCACAGGACUCUGAGUCCAAAAGACACUCUCCAAGUGCACAGCUACACCCUAGAAAAGCAGCGGCAGCCUCACACACAGCUCCAGGUGCACAGCUAUGCCAGAGAGCAUCAACCUCGUCAUCUCCAGCCCAAAACCUGUACCGUGUCCAACACACAGGCACAGUCUCCGAUUCAGACACCAAGCUCUGAAAAAAUACAGCCACAGCCAGAAUCAAAGGUUGUUGUUCUCACCAAAGCGGCACCAAUUAAAAUGCUACCUAAGAUUCCCGUGGAGCAAGACCAAAAAGAGGAUAAACCCAAAAUAUCAACAGUUGUUGAGGCCAAGACUGACGUUGAGAGGCCUAAAAUUGAUACUAGCAAUGUAUCUGCUUCUCACAAGAGUCGACCACAAGAGUUAGGCAAACUGGUGGUGGAAGCUCCCAAGAACAACAAACGAAAGAACAAUCAGUGUCCCCUUGCGGAUAGUGGCAUUUUCAUUCUGAAAGACACCAUUCCUGCCAGGAAACCAUGUCCCAGCGAGAGGGUGACCACUCAGAAUAAUUAUCAGGUGUCAGAAGAGCAGUCAUACUGUAAAUCGGUGGCGAAGAAGCAACAGCAGCAAGCAGAACUCUGCAAGCUGCCUCGCCACCAUCCUUUAUUCAGAGAGGUGCAAAGUGACAGUGACAUGCAAGAAGAUGAUGAGGUCGAGCAAGAGGAGAAAGAAGAGUGGGCAAAGCCACUAACCCAGCUGUGGCAGAGUCGGCCAUAUAACCCUCAGGCAGAGAGGGAGUACAACAAGAUGAUGGGCAAGCAUGCGCCAUACUGCUCUAUCUGCCUGCUCUUCCACACAUACCAUCAGUCGGAGUCUACCAGUGGCAGCUCGAACGUGACGCUGGUGAAUCGUCCAGGGGGACAUCAAUGGUCCAAACCACUCAUCCCUGAAAUGUGUUUCAACACUCAAAGCAGCAGAACCAACGACAGUGGGGAGGGGCAGCUAUCCAACCCUCACGUAGCACAGGAUGGGACCAGCCGGCUGGUCAGCUGUGUGCAGUGCUGUGUCCGCGUACAUACCAGUUGCUAUGGCGUGUCAGUGGAUGAAGCCGAGCUAGAUGAGUGGCUGUGUGCCCGCUGUGAGGCCGAUGCUAUGACUGAGGAUUGCUGCCUGUGUUCUCUUAGAGGUGGAGCUCUGCAGAGAGCCAACAACGACAAGUGGGUCCAUGUGUUGUGUGCCAUCACUGUGCUGGAAGCUCGUUUCGUCAACAUUACGGAGCGGAGUCCCAUUGACCUGUCUGCCAUUCCUUUACCCCGAUUCAGACUGAAAUGUUCAUACUGCAGGAAACGGAUGAAGAGGGAAGUGACGGGCUGUUGUGUUCAGUGCUCCCACGGGCGCUGCUCAACAGCGUUUCACCCCACCUGUGCUCAGGCAGCUGGUGUCCUGAUGCAUCCAGAUGACUGGCCGUUUAUUGUCUACGUCACCUGCCACAGACACAAAGCGCCCAUCAUACCGGAGCGCAACAAGACAUCCAUGCAGGAACUGUCAGCAGGACAGAGGGUGAUCUGCAAAUACAAAAACGGCCGUUACUACCACAGCGAGGUGCUGGAGCUCACCACAGCCACCUUCUACGAGGUGGUGUUUGACGACGGCUCCUACAGCGACAACCUGUUCCCCGAGGAUAUCGAGAACCGUGACUGUGUACGUCUCGGUCCACCUGCUGAAGGCGAAAUUGUUCAGGUCAGGUGGACGGACGGCUUGAUAUAUGGAGCCAAGUUCGUUGCAUCACACUCCAUCCCUAUGUACACGGUUGAAUUUGAGGACGGUUCCCAGAUUAGCGUUAAGCGGGAAGACAUUUACACUCUAGACGAGGAUCUACCCAAACGUGUGAAGUCUCGAAUGUCGGUGGCGUCAGACAUGCGUUUCGAGCUCUUCGCACAGAGUGACGUCAAACAAAACACCAAAAGACAACGGGUCAUCAACUCUCGAUACAGAGAGGACUACAUCGAGCCUGUCAUUUACAGAGCCCUCAUGGAGUGAUGUCCACUUUUUACCAACUCAUCUCAUCAGAGACCUCUUCAUCCGCUGCUCUGGAUCCUUUUCUGGCUACUACUGAUUAAGAAGGCCACCCCAUGCUCCUCUUCCUCUCAUUCUCCUUCCGUUGCCUGUCAGGCUACAUAUUUAUCUACGGCUGGGACUUCAAUGACUUUAGCACGUUGUGAAUAACAUUCAUUGACUUUCGUUUGCCCUCAUUCUCUGUAAGUUGUUUCUUUUAUUCGCUUAUCAUUUUCUCCUUUUUCUCAGGAAGAAGCCAUCAAAUAAUUAAAUUAAAUAUAGAAAAGGUUGAGUGUCUGUCUGAGGCCAGAUGUUCUUUUUUUUUUCUACAACAUUUAACAGCUGUUGAAUACAUAACUUGUUAAACGAUGUGUGUUUAACUUACAGACCUGUUAUUUGUAUCAACAUGUUGCAGUAAUGAAAACGCUUCAGACUUGAGGUUUAAAUGGAUGUUUUUUCACGUUUUGCUUUUGAGGUGUAACAAGGCCACAACUGUCCACAUCAAGCUGUUGACUCCCAUGUCAGUUGCACUGAUCAAUUUAAAUAAUCGCCAACUGUGUCACAUUUCCUCCAAAGAAAUGAAAUGUUUCUGUGUCACUACCUGAGGCUUCUUAAUUUGUGCAGUAGCUUGCGUGUUGCAUUAGAUGAUCAUGAUGGUCCAUCUGGUGUGAAGAAGAGGAGAGAAAUGAGAUGCAUGAGGCCCCAGCCUUACAUUAAACGGGGCUAAGCGACUUUUUUCAGAAGCUAAAAGUUUAUGACUAUUGUAAUUAAUGUUAUUAGUACACUUUAUUUAUGCAAGUGCAUUCCCUUUGAGAACAAAGCUAUUUUUGUCACAGCCUUUUCACAAUCUGUUGAAAAUCUCUGAUGUAUUUAUAUUUAUUAUAUUGAUAGCUUUUCAGACGUUUUUGAGGCUUGCUUUUCGUAGCAGGGAUCUGAAAUGUCUCUUUUUGAGCAAAAAGCACUUACCAUAACAUCUUGCCAUGGGACAUCUGAUUGUUAUAGACUCAUGGCUUCCCUUAAGUUUAGAUUGUGUGUGUGUGAGUUUAGUUUUCUUCUCUAGCUAGCGUUUAACUAAUCGGAUCAUAGUUUGACCUGGGAUGAACCGAUGUGACGAGAGGCUGAUUUUCAGACUUGAACCGGUUUGACUUAUGUCCAUUCUGACUGCUUAGAAGCGACCUUUUGUGUGCUUUUGUACUGAUUUCUCAUGGGGGGCAUGUGUGCAGGUAGAUAUUUCAUAGGUCUACUUAGUUUCUUCGUUCUAUGUUCAAGGAUGCAUUAAAUCCAAACAUCAGCUAUGUUUGAGUAAUGUUUUCAGUAGUACUAGUGCCACUAGUAGAACCCAUUGUAACCACUAAGGCCCUCAGAACCUGACUGCCCCCCCCUUUUAUUUUGAUCAGCUGACGUUGGAUGUCUCAGCCAGAAGCCCAGCAGCUGACCACUACUCAGAUAUGCUCAGAUACACAGCUCCUAUCUCUGCACUGCACAUCCUCCACAGCUCCAGGUUCUCAGACUGUAUAACAGUUUUCCGUUGUAAUGAAAUGUAGCAUCACAGUCCUAUUUCUGGGAACACUGCUUCAAGACUGUUAAAAUAGAACUAGAACAAACUGAUGUGAAUCAGUUUGGAACCGUUUCCUUUUAUUGUGAAACAUAUUCCUACAGUGAAGUAAGUCUUCAAUGGAGAAUGGGGUUUUUUGAGACUCUAAGCAGUCAAACGUUCCAUUUUCAAAUCUUCAUUUCCAGUAAAUGUUACAGUAGCUACUGUAUCGCUGCACACACAAGGAGUAGAUCUGUGUGAUAACACGCAUGCACAGUGAGACUGUAGUCAACCAAGGGGAAACUAAAGAUGGUGAGAUUGGCUCAUCAAACGCUUUCUGUUACCCUUUCUCGGCUGUGACCGCGUUUAGUUGCCGUUCUGAAAUGUCUGCACUUCAGACUAAAUGCUGCUGGGUUUUUGUUCUGUCUCCGCUUCAAGUCUUUGGAAAUGCCCUCGAAGGGUUUUUAUUCUCGCGCCACACUGUAAACAGGUGUAAUGUGGUAAAGCAAGUUGGUAGUGACACAUAGCUGCCAUUUGCUCGCAACCUAUUUCCUCCCACUUUUACUUCCUCUUAAUUGCUGAUGUCUAGAAAACCACAGCUUCUGGAUCAGUAAAUCCUCUGGUUUAGUUUAAUAUCUGUCAUGUUAUAGGUCUUAUAAAGACAAAAACCCUCAAAAGAGUUUUUUGGAUCAACGUGUUUUAGAUAUGCUAAUUAAAUUAGCUUUAAUUAAAAUUAUAAUUAAUACUUGACUUGCUGGCCUGCCUGUUCUUGCCUCUUAUCGAUGGGCAUUGUCUUGGAUUGGAGAGUGAGAAUGGGUUUUAUUGGGGCGAUAAUAAAUUUUAUAGUUGACUGUU
This is a messenger RNA of Betta splendens (Siamese fighting fish), 6152 nucleotides long. RefSeq names its product lysine-specific demethylase 4A. The coding region runs from base 200 to 3748 and encodes 1182 amino acids. Lineage: Eukaryota; Metazoa; Chordata; Actinopteri; Anabantiformes; Osphronemidae. Gene Ontology annotation, biological process: chromatin remodeling. The transcript has 23 exons. Gene Ontology annotation, molecular function: histone H3K36 demethylase activity; histone H3K9 demethylase activity. Gene Ontology annotation, cellular component: nucleus. The record is from RefSeq and is a predicted model, not a curated record.